Messenger RNA from Pungitius pungitius (ninespine stickleback), 2226 nucleotides. RefSeq lists its product as uncharacterized. The transcript is spliced from 13 exons. Lineage: Eukaryota; Metazoa; Chordata; Actinopteri; Perciformes; Gasterosteidae. The coding region runs from base 250 to 1644 and encodes 464 amino acids. The record is from RefSeq and is a predicted model, not a curated record.
UUUAAAACUGAUAAGAGACCAAAGAAAAAUCAUCGUCACUGUUCUUAUACUUUCACUUUCUUUUUACUGUAAAUAGGGGUUGUUGUGAGGACCAGCUUGGAGUAGAAAUACAGCAUAGAUUUAUAAAGUAUUGUUUGGUUAAAUGAUCGACAGCUGACUCCUAAUAUAAUAAUCGAAUCCCCCGUCGUGUGAUCGAUCGCUUCCCCUCUGGUUCCUUUGGUUCGACUCGUCUACACAGCUGGUGACGUCAUGUCGGGUUUACUGAAGAAAAUACAAAACAUCGACAAACAAGCAGCUGAUGAGUUGAGAGAAGCUGGUUUACAAAGUGACUCAGACAUCCAGGUCCUGACUAGAGAUGAACUGCGCGACCUGCUUCCAGGAAAUAAGAAUAUGAAACGCAGAAGGGCCAUUUUUGACAUAAUCCACAAGCAGCCAAUAGAUCAGAUCCUAAAGAAGGUGAAGGGGUUCAUCCCAGAGGAGUCUUUGAGAGCUGCUCUAACUGACAAUGGGGUCUUGGUUGAAUACCUCGGUCUCCUGAUGGACAUGAAGACCCAAAUGGAUAAAGUCCUGACCGUCAUCGAAGGUCACAUCGACUUUCUGAACGAAUACAAAACAAAUCCAUCGGACCAUGAAUCAGCCAGCAGUGAGUCGAAGGAGCUUCUGGUCGACCUGAUGGACACCUCACCAGGAGAAACACCAGAGUCCUGGACAUUUCUGGAUAAUUCAGCCAGCAAGGAUUCUGAUUCUGAGGAUCUCCAGAAUCCCAAAAGUGAUGGACCUCCACAAGCAGCAGCAGGCUCUUCGGCAUGUUCAGGUACCUCUGACAGCGGCGUUGGGGGGGAGUCACACCCGAAACGACGUCGUACUAAUCCAGAGGAGUCGAAAAGCCAAAGUGAACCCCGUCCACAAGCAGCAGGAAAAGUGCAGCGAUUCGACCCGAAAAGUAGCCUUACGGGUGGAAACGCAGACGUCAUCGAAGGUCACAUCGACUUUCUGAACGAAUACAAAACAAAUCCAUCGGACCAUGAAUCAGCCAGCAGUGAGUCGAAGGAGCUCGUGGUCGACCGGAUGGACACCUCACCAGGAGAAACACCAGAGGCCGGGUCACAUGUGAGGCCUCUGUCCAGCGGUGGUCAUGAGGAGCAUCAGAUUCCCCAAAGUGAUGGACCUCCACAAGCAGGAGCAGAGUUAUCGGCAGUUUCAGAUACCUCGGACAGCGAUUAUGUGAUUGUGGAGGCCCCAAAACAACCCACAUCGUACAGGAUGGUUGUCGGCGGUCAAACUUUUGGGACCCACCUGAGGCUGAUGGAGGAAAUAGAGAAACAAGUUCAGAUCCAGCUUUGUGAAGACGACAACCACUCGGUCACUUUUGUCUUCUGUCCGAUCAGUUCUCGCGUUGCGUCAGACGUUGAAGCAGCCAUGACCCAAGUUAACGAUGAUAAACCUGUCAUUCUGGUGUUGAUGCACCACACACACCAAGUCAGGGCAACGUCUACUAUGAAAACAUGGAAUGUUAACGCCAAAGUUGUGUUGCAUGUCAACGUUUUCUACCAUCAGACAUGUGGAUUACUGCCGUGUGAUGAGAAUAAUACUGCUGUCACUGAGAUAGGAAAAGAAUUACUGGAUACCUUCUUCGAAAAGUAACCUUACCAGUGGAAACGCAGAGAGUGGGGGGGCUGAAGGUGGUGGGAAUAGGUUUAGAUGGCCGUUUCCCAAAAUGUCUUUGUAUUAAGUUGGCAGUGUUGGUUAUCGCAUUAUUUUAAUUUAUGCAAUGGAUAAAAUCACCUGAUUCAUUUAGACCAUUUGCGAACUGCAGAACACAUUAUUUUAUCCUUCUUGGUAAAAUCUAUCACAGCAACUGAUCUAAUGAUAAUUGUACAGAUUUAAAUAGCAAAACGAAGUUAACUGCACAUUAAGUGCUGUUAAAUUUCUAAAUAUUUAUCCAGUUACUUGUGUUAACAAUUUUUCAACUCAAUUAUUUAUUCAAUGGGAAGGAAAAUUUUAAAUAGUAUUUGAGCUGCUAUUGAUCAUCAGACUUAACUUAUAAUUAAAUAAUAAGCAAACUUAAAUAAAAGUGAAUAAAGAUUCAAUAUAAACAUAAUGCUAGCUUACAAGCAUGAAUGGGAGGUUUUGCUCUUCCUCAUAUAUAAAUGUGUUGGUCAAAUUGUAUGUAAAGUAGAUUGACUGAUAUUCCUUAUACUCUCUAAUAAAUGGUGUGUUUAUUCA